This is a messenger RNA of Aureobasidium pullulans EXF-150, 1064 nucleotides long. RefSeq names its product uracil-DNA glycosylase. Gene Ontology annotation, cellular component: mitochondrion; nucleus. The record is from RefSeq and is a predicted model, not a curated record. The coding region runs from base 56 to 994 and encodes 312 amino acids. The transcript is spliced from 3 exons. Gene Ontology annotation, biological process: base-excision repair, AP site formation via deaminated base removal; base-excision repair. Lineage: Eukaryota; Fungi; Ascomycota; Dothideomycetes; Dothideales; Saccotheciaceae. Gene Ontology annotation, molecular function: uracil DNA N-glycosylase activity.
UGCCUUUGUUCCCUCCUCGAGUACGACCCAAUUUUUCCACUUAACAGCCUUAAUCAUGUCGCUCAAACGCAAGGCAGCAGACAUUGUUGCCGCUGAAGCCAAAAAGCCUAAAGCGAACAGCUCUAUUACCAGUUUCUUUGGACCUCCCAAGACCAAUUCAUCAACGUCAUCAACGAACCCGUCCAAAGGGCCAACCGAACCAGCUCCUGCUCUGAAGUUCGACAAGGAAAAAUGGGUCGCUGGCCUGACCGAUGAACAAAAAGCAUUGCUCAAGCUCGAAAUUGAGACACUACACGAGAGCUGGCUCGCCGUCCUAAAAGAUGAGAUCACAAGCAAGUCCUUCAUUGAAUUGAAGAAAUUCCUCAAGAGCGAAGCCGAAGCUGGGAAGAAGAUCUUCCCGCCAUCAGAAGACGUCUACAGCUGGUCGCGACACACGCCGCUCAGCACAGUCAAGGCCGUCAUCCUGGGCCAGGACCCGUAUCAUAACCUCAACCAAGCGCAUGGUCUCUGCUUCUCUGUCAGACCACCGACUCCUGCUCCUCCUUCGCUUCAGAACAUCUACAAAGCGUUGAAAAAAGAAUACCCGACCUUCGAGCCUCCGCCGAACAAGGGAGGUUUACUUACACCAUGGGCUGACCGUGGUGUCCUGCUGCUAAAUACUUGCCUGACUGUUCGUGCCCACGAGGCUAACUCUCAUGCGGGCAAGGGAUGGGAAAAAUUCACACAAAAGGUUAUCGACCUUGUCUGUCAGAAGCGUACCCACGGUGUGGUCUUCCUGGCUUGGGGUUCUCCUGCACAAAAGCGUUGUGCAGGUAUUAAUGGCUCUAAGCACUAUGUGCUCAAAAGUGUCCACCCUAGCCCUCUCAGCGCUCACAAAGGCUUCUUCGACUGUGGCCACUUCACCAAAGCGAAUGAGUGGCUCAAGGAGAGAUAUGGCGAUGAUGGUGUGAUCGACUGGAACCUGAAUGUUGCUCCUGAAGACGCUGGCGUCUAAAAGGACGCUGAAUAUAUGCAUGAUGACUGUGAUAAUUACAUACAAAUCAAAAAUGAAGUAUAGCAAGACU